AUGAAAAACAAAAUAUUCGUAUGUUGUAUAACUCCGCCAUCUCGGAAAUACUUAUGUGUAUAAUGAAUUUUGUAAACAAUGCGCUGGUUCAAAAGUCUAAACAAAUUUCUAAUGAAUAAUGAUUGUAAAAUAAAUAUAGUACAUACAGCCUUUCGACAGAAUGCUCCCAUAGGUAGAACCUUGGACAGUAUGUUUGACGCUACGUAUGAGUAACUUGAAUUCAGUGAUUGUCAUAAACAACCCGUCUCAGUAUCGGAAUUAUAUUUCUAUAAUAUUGUUAAUAUAAUCAAUUAGGCCGGCCAUAAUCGGUACUGAAGUGCAACAGUACAUGCUCUGAAAAGCUAUGAAAAUAUCUAUUAUUGUUGUGUUAUUGAAGGAUCUUUCUAAUAGUGAGAAAAAUACGAAACCCAAUGUCUCUGUUAUUAAAACACCUGAGAAGAAGGGAGAAUGCAACUAUCUUAUAAUCACAGCGUUUAUAGAUUAUAAUAGAAUAAAAUUCAUCGCUAUUUUCUACACUAAAUUAAACUUUAGUACGUUGCCGUUCAUAAAAGAUCAAUUAAUACUUGGCAAAAUAAGCCUCAAUAAUUUCUCUAAAAGAAUGUCCCGUUCUACUGAGUUAAAUUCAAUUGCAGCAUUUUUGUACGCUGGCAGGCUAUAUUAUAAGUAUGCCACGAAGUUUUCAGCAUCCAAAAAGAAACAUCGGAGACCCUAUAAUGUAAAUAUAUGUACGUAGACGAUCAAACUCAACGAUUAAACUCCACUCCUUGUAUGGAAAAUAUUUAAAGGGUUCUUACAAACAUCUACCAGUUUUCAGUUUCUUUUUUAUCACCGAUAACCUGCUUGAUGGAUUUAAAUUAAAUUAAACAGACAGAGUGUACUAGACAUUGGACUUGCUUCUCAUUGCAAAUAAAUUGGAAGUAAAAUCUUAACUAGGUGUGUCUAUGCAUGUUCGAAUAAACAAAAAACCAAUUUAAUUUUGCAAGCGCGCCAGGGCUUUAAGGAGAGCAAAUAAGUGUUAGUGUAGUUAUUUGUGACUACGAAGCAAUUGAGAGCAGUCACAGAGGCACCCAGCGGUCGUCUCAACAUCGCCGCUAACGUUAUCAUGCCGGGGCCGUGUCAACGCCUUCGCUUACCCUCUUUGGCGGCGGUGAUGCGUACAACACGCGCUUCUACCACCGACUACACCACCAUUGCGAUACGCAAGGAGCAGCGCCGUGUCGUCAUGAUGGGAGCUGCACGUGUCGGCAAGACUUGCAUUAUUUCGCAAUUUCUCUAUGAUAAAUUUGAAGCCCGCUACAAACAAACAGUGGAGGAGUUGCAUCGUGGGGAAUAUGAGCUGCCAGAUGGCUCGGCGUUAACGUUAGACAUUUUAGAUACAUCCGGUUCGUAUGAAUUCCCCGCAAUGCGUACUUUGUCGAUAUCAACAGCGGGCGCCUUCAUCUUGGUGUAUGCGGUAGAUGAUAAGCAAUCAUGGUUUGAGGUGGAAAGACUAAGGAAACAGAUAACAGCAAAACGUGGCCUCAAGGUGCCCAUUGUCAUCGUUGGUAAUAAGGUGGACAUAAACGAAGCCGAUCGGCAGGUGGAGCAUGAGGUCACUGAAAUGAUUGUAUGUGAGGAUUGGAAAUGCGGUUACAUCGAAUGUUCGGCUAAAGAGAAUGUAGGCAUUGUGGAGAUUUUCAAAGAGUUGUUGGUACAAGCGAAUAUUCGGUACAAUCUAAGUCCUGCCGUGAGGCGACGAAGGCAAUCACUACCUUCCUAUAGCAGCGCAGCAGCCGGAAUAACACGCACCACAAAGAGCCCAUCACAUAAAUAUACAUUAAAGCGUCACUCAUGCACCAUGACAUGAAGGGUAUAAACGAAGGUAGUGGAGACAAUGUAGAUGAGAACUCAAUAAUUGGAUAAAUAAGGAACUGCUUUGCUUUUUUGGAUAUUGGUAAUGGAUAGUACAAAACAGAUGUCAAACCUUUUGUAGUUUAAAAGGAAUUUGCCAAGAGUGAAUGCCAUUUUAUGUGAGGUGAACUUAGGCUUAUGGAAAUACUUGUAUUACACUUACAUGUAUACAUAAGUUGAACAUAUGUGUUCUAAUAUCGGAUUUAAAAACUGUGAGGUUAUAGUGUCAAAAUCAUUUUUCAACCAUCAGUUCUUUUAGAGCUAACGAGGAUAUUCGUUUAGACAUUAAAGCCAUUAUUCCGAUUUGUUUUUGUUUUUUUCUGAACAUGUUCGAAAGAAAACAAAACAUUGAAUGAGCUGCGUGUUCAUUAUCCUUUUGUCUAGGAAAUGGAAUACAUGGUUAUCCAAAAAACAUGUUCGCAUAGCUUUGGACUUCCCAACUGACAUAAAACAAUAAGAAAACGCCAAAGUUCGAGAAAAAUGCAGUGAUAGAAGUAUUUUUGAAAGAAGUGAUAUUCGUUUUUUAUGCCAUAUAUGUACAUAUAUGUAGGUAUGUAACUACAUAUAUGUAUGUAUAUAAAUAAAUUAUAUUCGCUUAUGUGUAUAUGUUUUAAACGGUAUAGUAGCUUACACGGGUGUAAAAUUUAAUAAAUAUUUGUAGAAUUAAAGUUUUCAAAAUCCAAAAUAUAUUUAUUAAAAUACUUUUUGCAAAGAAUUAUAUCAACUAUAGACUAAUCAAAUCUAGUUUUGUAUGUAUCAAAGUCAUAUAUUUAUACCAUUGUCAGUAGAAGUUCACUAUUUAACGAAUUAUUACAAUAAGGUUAACAUAUAUACAAACGUACGUCCGUCUAAACAAUAUAAUUCAAAUGUCUAAAGUGAAUAUGAAAUUUUCCGUACCUACUAAUUUGAAGGAAACCUGAGACAAGAUUAUUAAGUAUCACUGAACUUGAUGUCAAAUAUACUGCAAACUUCUUACUAAAUGUGAAACAAGAACGUACAAGUAUAUAGUAUUAAGUCAAAACGUAUUUGUAUUUACAAUGCGUUUUGCCAAACUACGAAGAUUACUGAAAAAGCAGAAGUAAAGAGCAACAAUGAUGUUUUUUUGAGUUGAAAAUAAUAUAUAAUAAAUGUUACAACACAUAUAAACACGUUAAGAUGCGUCAGAAUGCAACAUAGGUGGUAAACGAGUAAAAUACAAUCUUCAAACAUUUAUAAAACAAAUUGAGAAACAAUAAAAUGGAAGAAAAAAUAACUUUUGGUAUAAGGGAUUUACAAAUAGAAAGGUAAGAAUGUUUUUACAUACAUAAUGUAUCAGUUUUGUAAAUUGUAUUGAAUUUUAAUAAAAAAUUAUUACCAAAAAUGUA
Molecule: messenger RNA, 3254 nt
Organism: Bactrocera neohumeralis
Lineage: Eukaryota; Metazoa; Arthropoda; Insecta; Diptera; Tephritidae
Product: GTP-binding protein Rhes-like
Exons: 3
Coding region: 1103-1846 (247 amino acids)
Molecular function (GO): GTPase activity; GTP binding
Source: RefSeq, a predicted model, not a curated record